Daphnia magna is the source of this 1048-nucleotide messenger RNA. RefSeq lists its product as uncharacterized. The transcript is spliced from 3 exons. The coding region runs from base 444 to 1040 and encodes 198 amino acids. Lineage: Eukaryota; Metazoa; Arthropoda; Branchiopoda; Diplostraca; Daphniidae. The record is from RefSeq and is a predicted model, not a curated record.
UUGCGUCUCUGUUCUCGAAAAAAGAAAUAAGAACGUGAACCAGGUAUAUAGGUUAGCACAGGUAAGACGGAAUAUUUCCUGGAUGGCGCUGCCUUCUAUACGCUCCACGAUAUAGAGAGUAAUUGAGGUCCAAAUACAGCAUGACGUAGAGGGGAAAAAAGGCUCUAAUAACUGAGACACACUCGCAAUAAAUGCGUUUACGACGGAAUCUGAGCUGAAAUUAAGCUACAAAAAAAUUUCUUUAGCUGUUGUUGCUCUUCGGUCAAGAGUCGCGUGACUUUUGAUGAAUCACUGCCCGAAGGACAGAUACAUUUGAUAUGCUCUUCUUUCUGCACGCUUGUUGUCUACGCUUGAUCAGUUACAAAUCAGUUGGAAGGCAGAAAAGAAGCUCACCACAGGACAUCACUUUUAGUCUCUUAUAAACAUUUAUUGCAGACAACAAAAUGAGAUUUCGCAGCAUUUUCAUUAUCUGUUGUUUGCUUGUGGUCUUUGAAGUUGUGCAUCAAGUGACAGCCGAUCAGAGUGACCGAUGGAAUUUCAAACGACCUUUACAAGCAUUUUCCGAAAUGGUUUUGCGAUACCGACACGCGUUCACCUCGAAAAUGUCACCCAAGCGCAAGAACUUUGUCAACCUAAGGGAAAGUCAUCACCCAGCUCAAUGGCCGUGGUUAUCCGCAGUGACAUCGCCUUCAUCGGAUUGUAAAAUCGCACAAGUUGAUAAAUUCUACAGAGUCUCUUACCCGAUAAAUCAAGCCGUCCGGGACUACUCACCGUACAAUGAAGAAUGGCGGCCAAAAGUUCAGCAGCAAUUUCGCUCGGUGUGGAGCUCUGCCGACGAAGAAAAAAAUCCUCCUAAAUCACAUAACGUGAUGAAUACCAAUCCAUUCUGGCCAGAGGAUAAAACAACGGGCUACAAGGGACUGAAAUCCGACAAGAACUUGAUGGCACUAGAACAUUUUAGAUUGCGCUGCGAAAUGUUAAUGGACCCUUACGACUGUAUCUACUCCAGCCAGUUAAAUCGACUUAAAUACAAGUAUUAAUUCAUUUA